Messenger RNA from Scleropages formosus (Asian bonytongue), 1892 nucleotides. RefSeq names its product cAMP responsive element binding protein 1b (gene creb1b). The transcript has 8 exons. NCBI's taxonomy places the organism in Eukaryota, Metazoa, Chordata, Actinopteri, Osteoglossiformes, Osteoglossidae. Gene Ontology annotation, biological process: regulation of transcription by RNA polymerase II. The record is from RefSeq and is a predicted model, not a curated record. Gene Ontology annotation, molecular function: cAMP response element binding; DNA-binding transcription factor activity, RNA polymerase II-specific; protein binding. Bases 752 to 1726 code for a protein of 324 amino acids. Gene Ontology annotation, cellular component: nucleus; ATF4-CREB1 transcription factor complex.
UUAAAAUAUUUAAAAUUUACUUUAUAUUUUAAUAUUUUAUACAAGAGUAACGACCACCCCUGCGGGGUUCUCAUACUGUCAAGCAGCACUGUAUGUCGAGUCACAGUGACUUUCACGUUAGGGAAAGGACACAUAUUUUCAAAUAGUAUUAUAGUUAAUUUUUUGUUAUGCAAGGGAAAAGUGAACUUGCACGUGUUUGUAGCACAACAUGACUGAAUUUAUUUGGGCGGGGGAGAGCAAUUUUCCAGUGCUCUUUAAACACUAAAAGGUGUUGCACUGUGAAAAAAAUUGUAGUUGUUCUAUAAAGAAAAAGCACCUAUUGUGGUGUGCUUUAUGGUUUUUGUUGAACACACUUUGACUGCUUACGUUUUACCCCCCUUGUUAAAUCUCCCGCACCCUUUGUACUGUGGUGAAUGCUUGAAAAUCUUGUAGAAGCAAAAUCUAUUUUUUACAGAGUCAAAGCAAUCCAAGCGUUUUGUGCACUGUCCCAGAAAUGUAAAGUCAACACGCAUUUAACCAAACAUGUACACAUAAUAUAUUUAGGUCUAAGGAAAAAUGGGAAUAAAAAAUAGAAGCUGGUAUGACAAAAAGAAGAAUUAAUUAGAACGACCAGAAAACCUGCAUUCUUGUGACCACAACAUGAUUGCAAACCUUGUUUUCCAGAAAAGACUGACCACCCCCCUCCCCCCCUCCCCCCCCCCCAAGUCCACUGCGGGAGCCUUCGUUCAGAGCCUUAGAACAAGCUGACUAAAUGACCAUGGAAUCGGGUGCAGACGCUCAGCAGGGCGCUGACGCUGCUGUGUCGGAGACAGAGAGCCAGCAGAUUGCCCAGGCUCAGAUCGCCACCCUCACACAGGUGUCCAUGGCUGCAGGGCAUGUCAACUCCAGUGGUCCCACGGUCACCCUUGUACAGCUGCCCAACGGUCAGACAGUGCAGGUCCAUGGGGUCAUCCAGGCUGCACAGCCUUCUGUCAUUCAGUCUCCGCAGGUGCAGACUGUCCAGAUCUCCACCAUUGCGGAGAGCGAAGACUCGCAGGAGUCGGUGGACAGUGUGACAGACUCCCAGAAACGCAGGGAGAUCCUAUCGAGGAGACCCUCGUAUAGGAAGAUCCUCAAUGACCUGUCAUCAGAUGCCCCAGGUGUCCCACGGAUAGAGGAGGAAAAAUCCGAGGAGGAAGCAGCACCUGCCAUCACCACUGUUACCGUGCCAACGCCAAUUUACCAGACCAGCAGCGGCCAGUACAUUGCCAUUACCCAGGGGGGAGCAAUUCAGCUGGCCAACAAUGGCACAGACGGUGUCCAGGGGCUACAGACCCUGACCAUGACUAAUGCAACGGCCACCCAGCCAGGCACAACCAUCCUGCAAUAUGCACAGACCACCGAUGGCCAGCAGAUCCUGGUGCCCAGUAACCAGGUGGUGGUGCAAGCUGCCUCUGGAGAUGUUCAAGCUUACCAGAUCCGCACGGCUCCCACCAGCACCAUUGCGCCAGGGGUGGUCAUGGCCUCCUCCCCUGCCUUGCCCAGUCAGGGGGGUGCAGAGGAAGCUACUCGCAAGAGGGAGGUCAGACUCAUGAAAAACAGGGAGGCAGCCCGUGAAUGUCGCAGAAAGAAGAAGGAGUAUGUUAAGUGUUUGGAGAACCGCGUGGCUGUGUUGGAAAAUCAGAACAAAACACUCAUUGAGGAACUUAAAGCACUUAAAGACCUGUACUGCCAUAAAUCUGAAUAGGCCAAAAAACCUUCUCUGUUCUCCUUUCUGAAGCUGAGUCUUCUCCCCAUCCCCAGCUGGCUUUAAGUGCAGUACAGAGACUGCCCAGAGAUAGCCAUUUGGGUGUGGACAUGCUAUUUUCUAGAUGUUUUUUAAAGCUAUAAACUGCCUGUAACAGAAUACCUAA